Messenger RNA from Trachemys scripta elegans, 4726 nucleotides. RefSeq names its product CTD phosphatase subunit 1 (gene CTDP1). Gene Ontology annotation, molecular function: RNA polymerase II CTD heptapeptide repeat phosphatase activity. Gene Ontology annotation, cellular component: nucleus. NCBI's taxonomy places the organism in Eukaryota, Metazoa, Chordata, Testudines, Emydidae. The transcript is spliced from 13 exons. Bases 316 to 3165 code for a protein of 949 amino acids. The record is from RefSeq and is a predicted model, not a curated record.
UCACUUUCCUUCCCCGGAGCGGGAAGAGUCAAUGUGCGUGAGUCUCUCCCUCGCUGGCUCCGGGAAGCGAGUUCCGCGUUACUGUCCCUUUAAGUCUGGAAGGGCGCGUACGUAGAGUGCCCUGCGCGUGCGUAUCGGGGCCGUGACCUCGCGCCCAGUCGGCGCCGCUCGUGACUGUUUGGAUUUUUUUUAAGGGGGGAUGGGGGAAGAAUAACAGCUCAGCGUUCGAGCCCAUUAUUGAGUCAGUGGCGGGAGCGUUGCCAUAGCGACCUUCUCCUUGGCGGCCUGGGGCCGGGACAAGCCGCCGCCGGAGCCAUGGAGGAGACGGAAGGAGCAGGGGCCGCCGAGGGCCCCGGGGCGGCGGUGACCGAGAUCCGGGUGCCGGGCCCGCGAGCGCUGCGGUUGUUGGAGUGGAAGGUGUCAGCGGGAGCGGCGGUGAAGAUCGGGUCGCUGCUGGCUCUGUGCGCGCCCCUCCCGCCGCCCGGCCGUGCCGCCACCCCCCCGGCCCAGGGCCCCGGCGCCCGGGCCCCGCGAGCGGCCGCCGAGCGCCGAGUGAAGGCGGAGCGGCCCGGUGUGGUGCGCGAGCUCUGCGCGCGGCCCGGACAGGUCAUCGCGCCCGGAGGCAUUUUGGUGAGACUGGAAGGAUGUAGCCAUCCUGUUGUUAUGAAAGGUUUGUGCGCAGAAUGUGGCCAGGACUUGACUCAGCUACAAAGCAAGAAUGGAAAACAGAAUGUGCCAUUAUCCACAGCAACUGUAUCUAUGGUUCAUAGUGUUCCAGAACUGAUGGUUAGCUCUGAGCAAGCUGAACAACUAGGACGGGAAGACCAGCAGCGACUACACCGAAAUCGAAAGCUGGUGCUGAUGGUAGAUUUGGACCAGACAUUAAUCCAUACGACAGAACAGCACUGCCAACAGAUGUCUAAUAAAGGAAUAUUCCAUUUCCAGUUAGGUCGAGGUGAACCUAUGCUGCAUACUCGUUUGCGUCCUCAUUGCAAGGAAUUCUUAGAAAAGAUUGCCAAGCUGUAUGAAUUACAUGUUUUUACCUUCGGUAGCAGACUUUAUGCACAUACAAUUGCAGGAUUUUUGGACCCUGAAAAGAAACUUUUUUCUCAUCGGAUAUUGUCAAGAGAUGAAUGUAUUGAUCCAUUUUCUAAAACAGGGAAUCUUAGAAAUCUCUUCCCAUGUGGUGACUCCAUGGUUUGCAUUAUUGAUGACCGAGAGGAUGUUUGGAAGUUUGCACCCAAUUUGAUAACUGUAAAGAAAUAUGUGUACUUUCAGGGUAUAGGCGAUAUUAAUGCACCACCUGGAUCAAGGGAAGCUCAGAUGAAAAAGAAGGUAAAUCAUUCUUCAAAAACAACUGAAGCAUCUGAUCCCACAGUGGUAACGGCAAAAGAUUCUGAAGAAGUAAAGAACGUUACGUGUGUGGAAGAACAAAGUAAUGGUCUUAGGAAAUCUACAAAAGAGAUGUGUACUACAAAUGGUAGUAAUUUUAUGAGCAGCGAGACUUCUAACUUGGGGUUGAAUUCCAAUGAUAAAUUAAAUGUUAGAGACUCCUUAAGUGGUACCAUUGAUCACAAAACAAAUGCUGCCGUCAUUAAUGAUUCAACAAGUGUUAAGGAGUCUCAGAUUUCUUCAGAACAAGAUGAUAGGACAGUUACAGAGAAGCAGCAGACCCAAGACAAGGCAACAAAUAACUUGGACUUUGAACUGUCUAGUGACAGUGAAAGUGACAGUGGAUUAGAUGCUAGGAAGUCAUCGUCCUCUUCUGCCUCAGAUAGUGAAAAUGAGGGGAAGAGAAGCUGGAAAAAAUCAAAGCAGCCUGUACCAGAUGAAAAUUUGCAGCAAGAAUGUUGCACUGAUGUGAGUGGGGGAAAGGAUGGUCAAGUGAACCAUUCUGGGGAGGCGAUAGCUCCACCUAGCAUAUAUCCUCCUGGCAAGACAGUUGAUCUUGAAAUGCAAGAAGAAAGUGAACAGGACAGCCUUUGUGAUCUGGGAAAUGGGUGUGCAGACAAGAAAGAAGCGGAGACAGAGUCCCAGAAUAGUGAGCAGUCUGGGAUUACAAUGGGUGAGUCUUUAGAUCAGAGCAUGGAAGAAGAGGAAGAAGAGGAAGACACGGAUGAAGAUGACCAUUUAAUAUACCUUGAAGAGAUCCUUGUUCGGGUGCACACUGAUUAUUAUACCAAGUAUGAUAAAUACCUGAAAAAGGAGAUCAAUGAAAUUCCAGACAUAAGAAAAAUAGUACCAGAAUUGAAAAGCAAGGUAUUGGCAGAUGUUACCAUAAUAUUUAGUGGACUCUAUCCAACAAAUUUCCCCAUAGAAAGAACCCGAGAGCAUUAUCAUGCUACCGCACUUGGAGCUAAAAUUAUAAAGAACCUAGUACUGAAUGCUGAUGAUCCCAACAAGGCAACCCAUCUGAUUGCGGCAAGGGGAGGCACAGAAAAAGUACGGCAAGCUCUGGACUGUAAACAUCUCCAUGUUGUAAACCCUGACUGGCUGUGGAGCUGCUUGGAGCGUUGGGACAAGGUAGAGGAGCAGCUCUUUCCCUUAAAAGAUGACUACAUCAAAACACAAAGAGAGAACAGUCCUGCCACAUUUCCUGAUACACACAGCGCGUUCCAGACUGCUCUGUUUCACCCGACGCCCAUCCAUCCAAAGUUUCAGCCGGGUCCUGAAGUUCGACUUUAUGAUUCCAACACUGGAAAGCUAAUCAGGAAGGGCUCUCAGUCUUCUGUCCAGUCUCUGUAUAUCCAGUCUCCAGCUCCUCCCCUCACUUUACCUGUCCACGGGGAGCACUCAUCCUUCAGAGUUGUUCAACCACAUCAGCAGCAGCUGUUUGAUGAAGAGGAGUUACCAGCAAAUGAGAACGAAGAUCAACCUGGUCCAUCCAAACGGAAACGCCAGCCAAGUAUGUCCGAGACAAUGCCACUGUACACACUAUGUAAAGAGGAUUUAGAGAGUAUGGAUAAAGAGGUUGAUGACAUCUUAGGAGAAGGCAGUGAUGAUAGUGACAGUGAGAAAAAGAAGACGGAAGAGGAGGGAGAGAAACCACAGAGUAGUGCAACAGAAUCGCUAGGAAUGAAAAUAGAAGAGAGGCCUGGAUCAUCAUCCUCAUCAUCAAGUGAAAGGAGCUUAACAGGCAGUGUACCCAGCCAGCAGGUAAUGUAGUAAAUGUCUAUAACGUGUUCUCAAAGUUCAUUCCCUUGUGGGCUACAUCAGCAACUUGCCAGAUGCCUGAAGAUUAUAUUUACAUGAAGUAUUGUGGAGCUGAUUAGUACUGCCCUUAUCUUUAAUGUGGAAGGAGUCUGUGGAGUCUGCAGAUCUGGUUACUUAUGGAGUAUUAUUGCAUACUGGGACCUGUAGUGUCUGCAGGUCGCAGUGCUUUAAAAAACGAGGAUGGUCACAGAAUAUUAGAGCUCUGGACCACACUUUGACCAUAAAAACCUGAAAGAUGACCUUUAGAGAUAUUAGCUUAAAAAUGGACAUCAGUCCACUUUAGGAAAGAGAUUGUCACUGGACUUCAGACCAAAACUAACAUAUAUUGUAUCAUGAUACCAUGGGUGCUGAAAUUGCAGUAUUGCACAUGGGCAUGUGUAGUAUUUGGGGUACACACAAAAACUGUAGCAUUGGUAGCUGUACAUCGUUAUGGUCUGAAGUAUAAUAUACAUAAAAUAAAAUACUGUACAUACUUUCCAAGAAUAUAUGGAGAAAUAGCAACAAUGCUUCAGUUACUGGCACUGUGACCCACCAUAAUAGUUACUGUGCAUUACAAAGCAUGCACUCUUGUGUAAUAGUUCAAUGCUGUGAGUGCUGAAAUCUGUAGAAUGCCAUGUUGAAAUGUUGACCUGAGUUGUCAGACUGGAUAUAGGUUUUUCUAGCUAAAGAAUCUAAUACAGUUAUAAAGAACAAUGACACAUACACCUCUUUAACUGUUUGCUUUUAAACGUAAAAUUGUUUGGUUUAUUAUAUUGUGCUGAAAUACGAACAUUAAUUGAAAAAUUCAGGACAUCCUCUGGUAGCUACCUUAGAACCAUUUCUAAAAUUCUAAUAAGUGGUGGCACACCUCUGUGAAAAAUAAUGGCUUUCAGAAAUGGUAAUGACUGUCACUUUUCAGAAUAGAAAAGGAGCACCUUUUUUGCAUUCUGUUCUAUUAUGGCUUGCUGACGGUACAUUGGUGCAGCCAGUGCUACAUGCUACAGAAUCCUUCAAAAAUCAUAGCUCCUUCUGCAACUUGAUAAAACGCAAGCCUUUCUCCCAGCUUUUUUAUACUUGGAAGUACAAUCACCUGCUUGCAUACGCUGAAAUGUGACUAUAUUCCAUGCUAUAUAAAAUAUAAAUCAAUCAUUGAAAAGACUUGUUCAUUAUAAUACCAUUCUGCAUUUGUUCCAUGACAUGUUAUGACUUGCAUGAGAAAUUACAAAUGAUAAGUUGAAACAGCAAAUGUGUAUCAUCCUUAAAAAGCUAGACAAUCUAAACUGAACUGAAUUUUGUACAUAAAUGUUUGUUGCACUCUGUAGCUUGCAUUCUUCUUUCUGUCUAAUUUUUAAAAGAGAAGUUGGAGACAGAUCUGAUCAAGCACCUCUUUUAAGUAGAUGGGAGUUUUGUGAUUUACUUUGGUGGAAGCUGGAUUGUGCCCCAGAUGUGUCCAGUAACUGUUUCUACUAACUGAGAGAUAACGAAAGUGUACUUGUUAAUGUAAUAAAAACAUGUCAAGCAUUAAGUUUGUUGC